This is a messenger RNA of Peromyscus leucopus (white-footed mouse), 3413 nucleotides long. RefSeq names its product zona pellucida binding protein (gene Zpbp). Lineage: Eukaryota; Metazoa; Chordata; Mammalia; Rodentia; Cricetidae. Gene Ontology annotation, cellular component: acrosomal vesicle; zona pellucida receptor complex; extracellular region. The record is from RefSeq and is a predicted model, not a curated record. Gene Ontology annotation, biological process: acrosome assembly; binding of sperm to zona pellucida. Bases 736 to 1968 code for a protein of 410 amino acids. The transcript has 8 exons.
GUCCUGGAUACAAUAUAUCAAAACAUGAAAGUCAGUGAGUUUUUGUCCACCCAGUACCACUCAUUUCUUCAUAUUAAAGUGAAGCCAGAUUGUUUUUCAAAACAAUAGUUUUGAAAAGAAUAGUUGUUCAAAAUAUUUAUAUAAGAUUUAUUUCCAUCAUAUCUCGACUAUCAUUAAAUCCUUUCAAAGGCAGCAAAGUGGAUGUAUGAUUCUCUUUCCAUUUAAAAUACGUUUUCAUUAUAAACGGCCGCUUAGCUGGCUUGGUAUGUUUUCCUGAAUCCAGGUUAUGAAAGGUGAUCUUCAAUUUCAUCUAUGGUCAUUUCCUCUGUUUUGCCAUUAUGCCAUCUCUUUAGGCAACACCUUUAAUCCCUCCUAGGUGUCCACUGCAUCUAUCUUCCGUGAAGUUCCACACAUGGACAUUGUACAAACGGUUGGCAUGACUAUCGUCGGAAACUUCACGAGGGCUGUACACGCACUGUCACUAGUUCUCAGGAUGUGCAGCCAUGAGUGGGCACCCAAAGGCUGAAAUGUAGUACACCGCCAGGGUGGUAAGAAGGGCUUUCCCGCCGACCCCAGGCACCACAGAGAAGCAGUUAGAACUUGGGGGCACAAGAUUCUUCUCCCAGCUUUGGAAUCUCUGACAAGACAUUGAGGUUCUGGAGGGCUCCCUGGGUGGGUGGUGCGGUGACCUCAAAGGCAAAGGAGCCCCCUCGGGGACCGACGCCCCUGCCUCCCAUGUGCGCCCAAGCCAGCUCCCAAGCUAGCACACCUGCCCCAGGCGGCCCGAGCGGAAGUGGCGGCGUGUCCGUCGGUCCGUCCUUCCGGCCCGCCGUCCGCCAACUUCCGGCGGCGGGUGGGCGCGCGCCAGGUAACGGCCUUCAGCGCCGAGGCUCGGCCGGCGGCGGUGGCGUGUGGAUGGAGGCCUUGGCCCCGGGCCGGGCUCCGCGGGGCCGGCGGCGGGCUGGGGCCGCGGGCUCCACGCUCUCGGCGCUGUCGGUGGCCGCCGUCCUGCUCUCCGCCUUGCUGCGGGCGCCCCCUGCAGUUGGAUAUUUGGCUCGAUUGCCAAGAAGUUUUCGCUUGAUUCAAGAUUCACUGAAAAUAGUGGGAUCAUCACAUUUUCCCGUGAGUGUAUAUGUCAUGCUCCAUCAAAAGAGUCCGCAUGUGCUAUGUGUAACCCAACACCUGAGAAACACUGAACUGGUAGACCCAUCAUUCCAAUGGCAUGGGCCAAAAGGAAAAAUUGUUUCAGAAAACAGCACUGCACAAGUGACAUCCACAGGAAGCCUCAUAUUUCAGAACUUUGAGGAGACCAUGAGUGGGGUUUAUACAUGUUUCCUGGAGUACAAACCAACUGUGGAAGAAGUUGUUAAGAAUCUUCAACUGAAGUAUGUUAUUUAUGCUUAUCGUGAACCUCAUUUUUAUUACCAGUUCACAGCUCGAUACCAUGCAGCUCCCUGCAAUAGUAUCUAUAACAUUUCUUUUGAGAAGAAACUUCUUCAGAUUUUAAGUAAACUGGUUCUUGACCUUUCCUGUGAAGUUUCCUUGCUUAAGUCUGAAUGCCAUCGUAUUAAAAUGCAAAGAGCUGGUUUGCAAAAUGAAUUAUUCUUCACAUUUUCAGUUUCAUCUAUAGACACUGAUAAAGGAACCAAGCCAUGUACAGAGCCAAAUUGUGAUACUUCCAAAAGAUUAUCUAAGGCUAAAAAUCUCAUAGAGAGAUUUUUUAAUCAGCAAGUAGAAGUCCUGGGCAAACGUGUGGAGCCACUGCCUGAAAUAUACUACAUUGAAGGAACCCUUCAAAUGGUGUGGAUUAACCGCUGCUAUCCAGGGUACGGGAUAAAUGACCUGAAACAUCCAAGGUGCCCUGAGUGCUGUGUGAUCUGCAGCCCUGGAUCCUACAAUCCCCGGGAUGGAACUCACUGCCUCCAGUGCAAUAGCAGCAUGGUGUAUGGAGCGAAGGCGUGCGCAUAGGCCAGUGCCUCGUGUGACCCAGUGGUUUAUUAAACACAAAAGUAUAUUUUUUUGAAGUGCUAAAUUAUAAUAAAUCACUAUUAUGCUAAAAUUAAAUAAUCAUAAUUUACAAAGACAUGGUGUCCUCAUUCAAUCCAGUACUAUAUGCAUCAUCUUUCUUGGUUAAUUAAUACUAGAGCUCCAUUUUACACCAGAUGACCCCGGUGUCACUGCAUUUUAAAAACUGGUUCAAAUGUUCUGUAUUAGGUGAUGAUGGAGAUUUUUUCAGGAAUUUCAAAAGUAUCCCAUUUUAUCUUUACUAUGUAUCACCUAGAUUCAGGCCAUCAUAUUCUGUUAUAAGACCUUUAAUCUUACAGAACUUUAUCUAUUUGAGCUUGGCUUUUCACAGCUCAGAGCCAGUUUCAAAAAUAUGUUCUGGGUCUCAUCACUGUACUUGUUAGCAUAAGACCUACACCUAGGGAAACUGGGUUUUCCUAUGGGUCAAUGUGUUGUCUUAAACUAUCAGUUACAGGUAGCACAGGCCUGUAAUCUUAGUACUUGGGAGGCAGAGGUGGGAAGAUUAGGAGUUCAAAGUCCAAGGACAGCCUGGACUACAUGAGAUCCUGUUUCAAAAAGUGUCUUACAUUACCUCCUUGACAUUUUAGAAUGGAGCAACCAUAGAAUUUUCUCAGUAGACUAAUGUGGUGUGUCUUCCCUACAGUACAAAGACAAAGGAUUAAUAAUCGUCUCAUUUCAUUUACUGUACCAUUCAAAUGAGUACUGUGUGCCAGAAGUCACUGCUGUUUCUACUAAUACCUUCUUUUAUAUUGGGAUACCACAUUUGAAUACAAGGAGUUGCCAAUUUGUAAUGAUUUAAAUAGAGGAAAAUUCACAAGGAACUUUGGAGUCCUUUUCUGAAGUCCCUAGUGAUCAUCACCUGGUUCACAUUUCCUGCAUCUUCUCUGUGAGACGUUGCCUGCUUUGCUCUUGACAUUUCCUGUCUUAAAAUACAAAUGACUGAAGAGUGGAAAGAAUAAACAGUGGAAUUUCAGCACCUUUGAGUGACAGGUUAGCUAACAAGGAGCUAUACUGUUGGCUUGUAGAGACUAAGCCAGCUAGAAAAUAUCCUAUUUGAUUUUUCUGUGGAUAAGCACAGCCUCAGAAUUCUCACACAAAUAGCAGAAGGCAAAUGGCCUGUGGUUGUUCUUGGUUAGCCCUCAUAGCAGUUACUUUCUGUCUCUGGGUUUUCAUCAUCAUAAUCUGAUUGCUCCUCUAUAGCAAGUAGCGAUAUUUCAGACACCUUCUUUCCUAUGGCAGGUAACAUAUUGAGCAUUACAUAGUUUGGGUGAAAUAGUUGCUUUUCUCUAAUUAGCAUAUAAAUUCUGUAACUUCUAAAACACAAGUCUCCUUUGCUAAAACUUCCUGAAGCCAUCCCAAUUCUUAAGUAUAUAUUGGAAUUGAUUGAA